Molecule: messenger RNA, 739 nt
Organism: Spirodela intermedia
Lineage: Eukaryota; Viridiplantae; Streptophyta; Magnoliopsida; Alismatales; Araceae
Source: the annotation of a GenBank genome assembly
AUGGGCCAUUUCCCCUUAUCUAAACGCGAAAAUAAUUUGAACACGGACAGAUGGCGUCGGUCCCACCGGGAUUGGUCGAUAGUUGAAGAACAUCAUCGGCUAACAUCCUGCAUCACCCGUAUUCUAACAAUCUACCACCACCAGAAGAAGAGAACGAGCUCCUCCAAAUCGACCUUCUCUAUCUCUAGUCGAUCGAUGAGGAAUGAACCGAUGAUUCCUCCAAGUAAAAGUUCACUACAAAUUCGCAGAAAAAACGAAAACCUAGGGACAUACGCAUCUGCACAGACGACCACAAGAAAUACGGAUCCUCGAUCGGCCUUCACCCCCCGAAGCCGUAGAGCGUGCGGCCCUGGCGCUUGAGGGCGUAGACGACGUCCAUGGCGGUGACGGUCUUCCGGCGAGCGUGCUCGGUGUAGGUGACCGCGUCGCGGAUGACGUUCUCAAGGAAAAUCUUGAGGACGCCCCUCGUCUCCUCGUAGAUCAGGCCGCUGAUGCGCUUAACUCCGCCGCGCCGAGCCAGGCGGCGGAUCGCCGGCUUGGUGAUCCCCUGGAUGUUAUCUCUGAGCACCUUGCGGUGACGCUUGGCGCCGCCCUUCCCCAGCCCCUUUCCUCCCUUUCCACGGCCAGACAUGGCAGCGCCGCCUGCUCCACGAAACAGAGAACAAUGGCUUCAGAGAUUAACUCUUCUCGCAGAACAUUCAGUCUCCUUAGCGGGAAGAGCCCGUCGUCCGUAAUAUAA